UAUUGCGAAAAUUUAAAUUUAAAAUAAAUGAGUCAAACUGCAUAUUAAUAAUGCUUGGAAUCGACUCGCUUGUAAUGCUGCUGUUAGUUGUACUAGCUCUAUUUUAUUCAUGCCAUACCUCAGAAAUUUUAAGGAAAUUUACUUAGUAUCAUAUUUCAUUGGAGAAGGCUUAAGCGGAGUUGUGCCAAGUGUCGUUGCUCUUGUGCAAAGCAUUGGAGAAAGUUCAGCGUGUAAUGAUAUUACUAAAGCGUCACACAUUACACUUCCAAGAUUCUCAUCGCAAUAUUACUUUCUAUUUAUCUUUGGAUGCUUAGUUUUAUCCUCGAUAUCUUUUUCUCUAUUGGAAAAUCAUCCAUACGUGAAGAAGGAAAAAAUAUGUUUCUCAACAUCAGACAAUAAUUCAUCGAAUAAUGAGAUUGAAAAUUUUACUUGCGAACGACAGAGACCAGUAUUAUCCGAGCAGUCGAUCAUUGAAAAUGAUUUAAUGAGAAAUCAUGCGUUUAUACAGAAGUACGCAAAAACUAAUAGCGGAGGAGCCUCAAAUAUUAGAAAUCAAUUAAAAUUAAAAAAUUUAUAUUUAUAUAUUCUUUUGAGUAUAAUUUGUCUACUAGGUAAUGGAUUACUCCCGAGUCUCCAACCGUACUCUUGCAUGUCUUAUGGAAAUAUGACCUAUCACUUGAGUGCUAUUUUUUCACAAAUUGCUAAUCCCUCUGCCUGUCUUUUAGCCUUAUGGUUUUUACCAAAAAACAUAAAAGUGAUUAAUUUGUUAUCCAUUGUAAUAUUUGUUUUAAGCAGUUAUAUAAUAUAUCUUGCAUUGAAUUCGUUGAAUUCGCCUCUUCAAGAUUCGAAAAUUGGAGAAGUUUUAGUUAUCCUUUCCUGGAUUUUGUUAAUAGGAUUUAUUUCUUAUGUUAAAUUAAUCAUUACAUCAGUAUUCAGAAGAAAAUCUGAGAAAACUCUUUUCUUAGUUGGCGUUGCUAUGCAAGCUGGCUCUGCGUGUGGUGCAAUACUAUCAUUUAUUGUAAUUAAUUAUACAAAACUCCUCCAAGAAUAUAAGCCAUGUUAUAAUUCAGUUAAUUAAUGUAAAUGGCUUAAUUUAUGAUUUUGAUUUAUUUUCGAUUACUAUUUGUCAUAUGUGCAUGUAAAUUAAUGU
Molecule: messenger RNA, 1150 nt
Organism: Ceratosolen solmsi marchali
Lineage: Eukaryota; Metazoa; Arthropoda; Insecta; Hymenoptera; Agaonidae
Product: solute carrier family 52, riboflavin transporter, member 3-like
Exons: 2
Coding region: 110-1078 (322 amino acids)
Biological process (GO): riboflavin transport
Cellular component (GO): plasma membrane
Molecular function (GO): riboflavin transmembrane transporter activity
Source: RefSeq, a predicted model, not a curated record